AUGGCAAAUUCAACUUCAGCAUUCAGUCGCGCGGUCCGCGAGUUCGCAGAUAAGUCCACGAAGAAAAAAGUGCCGAGCUUUAUCAAAAGUUUCCUGGAGGGUACCCCACUCUCGUCUGUGGAAGAGAUCCAUCAUUCUGUUCUUGAACUGGAAAAACAAUGCUCUCGGCGUGUUCCUCGCAGGAGGUUGCGACCUCUGAUCACAGUACUGAAGGACUAUGACGGAGUUAUCAGCACUUUGUGUCAGGCCGAUCCAAUGCCAUCAGCACUAAUUUGGGGUGGUUUGAAGGCGGUUAUGGAGUGCAUACACCGCUACGAUAGUCUCUUUGAGAAGAUUGAGACCCAGUUGAAGAGCCUUGCACGUCAGAUGAAACGACUGAAGGACUAUGAGCAACUGUUUCCCGAGUCUGAAGAAAUGCAAGAGCUACUGGUAUCUUCGUACAUUGGCAUCAUCAAAUUCUGGGCGAGAGUUGAGGAGCAGUGCUCAACUUCAGCACUGCUUCUGGCUGGAAAAGCCCUCGCGUCUUUCAGCACCAAGAGGCUAGACGAGAUUCUGGCAGAGAUGUCAGAGGACUGUGACUGCAUUGGAAAGCUUGUUCCCAUCAUCCAGGAGCAUAUUCGUCGAGGAGAACAAGCCGAUGCUACAAUAGAGCGUCAGAGAGCUGGCAUUGUAUUGGAGCAAGUACUCAGAAACCAGGCGCAAGCACGUGAAGGUCAGCCUCAUUCCUCCUUCGGCCUGCACGAAAACCGAAGAAGAGAAGUCCGUAAAUGGGUCACAGGCCAUGACUCGCUGAACGAGAGCAACCACCGACUACAGACACGACUACACGAAAGGCAUCACACAGGCACAGGAGCUUGGCUUUCUCACAACACCAAGUUCGUGCGGUGGCUAAGACCAGACUCAGGUUCCAACGUGCUCUGGCUCGUUGGUGGAUCCGGGUUUGGCAAGUCCGUUUUAUGUGCGCAUACGAUUGAAAAUUUGGGGUCGCAAGAGCCAAACUCAAUGGUUGCAUUUCACUACUUCAGCUUCGACGAGCCUCAACAACCCCUAACAAUUUAUCAAAACAUUGCCGAUCAACUGUGCUUUCAGGUAUAUGGCCCGAGCUCAGAAGAAGAGGCCUCCGAUCACGUCUCAGAAGCCAUUCAAGGGAAUCUCGAUGUAACGAGUUUGCAAAACCUGAUCAGAAUCUUGGUUACAGAGUCAAAAUCAACUUACAUCUUUUUGGAUGGCCUCGACGAGGAGUAUUUAGACAAAGGUCGAUUCUCAAGCGCAACCAAAGCGGUCUCGUUCUUCAUGGAUAUCGCGACACAAGACCUGUCAGGGCUAAAGCUUUGGUGCAGUUCUCAGGAUCGCCGAAAAAUCAAGGACUUGUUUGACAACUCAGAGGUCAUACAUGUCAGUUCCUCUGAUAAUGGUGGAGAUAUUGAGGCAUUCGUUGGUUCAAGCUUGCAGUCCGUUGACUUCGAAGACGUAGAGCUCGAGACAAAGGCGGAGCUUUUGACGCGUCUACGAAGCCAGGUGCAAGGCAACUUUCUGUGGGCAGCUAUGAUGGUAGAGUCGAUGGAGAUCGCAACUAGCACACGCGAAAUUUGGAACGUUGUUGGAAAAGGAUUACCCGAGGACUUUGAGAAGUUUUUGGAGAAGAGAAUUCGGGCAUUCAAGCCGUCUCAUCACCCCUUCAUCAGCAAUGUUUUUUCCUGUAUUAUCCACGCCAGGAGACCCUUGGCCCUACCAGAGCUUUGCGAGGCUGUAGAGAGUUCCAGCCUGAACACCGGUGAGGAUAUACACCCAGACAGUCGAGUUUUCCGCGGUAAGCUUCUCGACAUAUGCGCCCCUCUGGUACGCAUCGACACCAUUCCCGACAGCUCCUCGGAAAAGGAAAUUUGCACGCUUUCACAUUCAUCAGUCAGGAUGUUUCUCAUGAAAAACCCAUCGAUUCUCGCGUGUCGCAUAGCACCAGAGGUCAUGGCCUUGGGCUGCCUCCAAUACCUGCAGCAGCCUAGACUAAGAUGUCUGAUGACAGAAACGGAAAGAUUGUUGAUGCCACAGAAAAACGGGUCCAGUGUGGGCCAACAUCUGUUGCAGUACGCCGCGCAAUAUUGGAACAGCCAUCUGGAUGAUCUUCCGUAUUCCCACCAACUCUGCCAAUCUGUGGAGAAGUUUAUCAAGUCUCACAACUUUCAUUUGGUACUCAAAGUCUUGGCCAUCAACGGGAGUCAUAAGUUGAAUUCGCUGGAAACGAGAUCAACAAAGGACAUAAUCCCCAAAAGCUUUCCGCAUUGGUUUACUGAGCAAUAUCACUCUGGAAAGGUCCUUCACGAGCAACUACAAUACGCCCUCAGAGAAUGGCAUGUGCAUCUCACAAUGGAUAGCUUCCGGCUCAGUGAGUAUCCCGGCCGGAUCGAUCGAUGCCUGUGGCCUACUCUUCCGAAGAACAAUUUUCUUCGCAAAGCACCUUGCUCUUUCAAGGCCUUCAUCCUCGAGAAGUCAGGUUUUGAAGGAUUCUCUGCCACUGAUUCGAUAUAUCAACGAACCAACUCACAGGGCACAGAAGUCGAUAUAUUCAUUCUAAAACGCGCACAUGAGGAUGGAUCAGCGGCUUCUGUACUCUGUGAGCGCUGGACCUUGUCUCCUAGCAUGGGGCGGCCAAAGCUCAAACAUCAAAAGAAAAUGCAAAUCCUCUCUGAUUGCUUGAAGUUUUAUCCCCCCGAGGUUGAGAGACAGAACAGCAUGAGAGUCAACGCCGUAGAAAGUACAGAAGAUGGUCGGAUCCUGCGAAUUGGUUCCCACAUUUGCCUCUCUCCCCUCUCGACUGACUCCGAUCUGACGUUGGUCAACGCGCCAGGAAACGCUAUGACCUACGUCGAGGAAAUUGCCUGCAAUGGACUGUAUUAUGCUGUUGCGACGCGUCGUCAGGGAGUUGAAGGUGGCUUUGCAGACACGGCCCCGGAGUCCAAGGGCGUGGUCGAAACGGGGACUCCAACCGCUCACCACCGUCCAGCCAGCGGCAGAACAGGAUCUGAAGAGAGAUCUAGCGGCAACUCCUCGCAGAGUGAAGCGUGCUCUAACAGCGCCCACUACAGUGGGGAGGAGGAAGCACAGAGUUCCUCCUCCGACGCGGAUCACGAAUGUCAUCUAUCUCGUUUGCCGUCUGGCGACGACAUGGAAGAUUCUCUCCCUGAAAUAGAAGACUCUAGUGUCUCUUCACCCUCACUGUCGGCCUUCGAAUCCUGGAGCGAGGGCUCUACGGAAGAGAUGUCUAACGAGAUAGACGAAGCCUUGGUAUGGGAUGGUCAAGACCCGAGCGACAACGACCGAAGCGUUUACGACGAGGUCGGCGACAGCACGCAGUCCUCCCCCUCGAGCGACGAUGGUUACAACUCAUCUCCAGGGUCCAUGUCUUCCAAGAAAAGCAGUCUUCUGUCAAUCAGGAGUCGUAUAUCCUCUGUCAGAGACGGCUCCGGUAGAGACAGCUCUGGUGCGUCUGAUUGCACCGAUUCGUCGAGCGAAUAUGAGCCUUCUUUCAUUGAAUUCGAUGGCGACGACUUGGCAGAUGCCAUGGUAACAAAAGUGAAGAAUUUCUUAGCCCCGGAACAGCCCAGGGACAAGCAACAAAGUCUGAUGGAAAUACGUAUCUUACCCUUUUCGCCAAAAGAUAUAAACGCCAAAGGGCAAGUUUUUCGGUAUGCCUGCCAUUCCGACAGAAUCACUCUGUACGAUUCGCCGCCAGUGUUUCAUCCCACUGAAAAAUUGGCAGUCUGGCCUCUUGGAAACGAAGAAGUCCUUUUUGCCGACUUUGGAAGGAACAAGUACUUCGUGCGUCGACUCCAAUCACAAUACCAUACAGGUUGCCAAGUCUGCAUGCACUGUCGCUUUUCAGCAUGCGGACAAUAUCUACAUGUUGCCUCCCUUGUAGGCACUGUUAGAGAGAACAAGACCCAUGAAGAGGCACUUUACCUUACUCUUCACAUCUCCACUUGGAGGCUAUCGUCUGGCAAGCCUACUAGGAGCCCUCCAAGACUUGUACAUCGCAUCCCUCUCUUCCUCAAACCUGCAAUGUAUACACAAGAGUGGAAGUUUUCAUUGUCAAGUAUCCCAUACAACCUGAACUGGACGGCCUCUCAAGUUUUUGUCUCUACCAGUUUGUUCAACCUGGCAGUGCACCGCAUUCCACUGUUCAAAAAAAUAGAGAAUCGUGAAGAGACAGGCGGUAUAAGACUGGCGAGCAGCUUGGCGUGCUUCCCAUUUUCCGCCACGUCAAGGAAAAUAUCUUUUCAUGCUAAUCCCGAAGAAAAUGCAGGCGAUGGUGAUGACGAAAAAGGAAAACACGUUUCGAAAACCAAUCCAAAACAACAGGAAAGAAAGGUUGCUGCUCAUGUCAUCAUAUCUGCUGUUAACACGACCAUAAUUGGUGCAAGGAUCGGACGGUUGAAAGAGUCACCUCUGAAGAUGGCUGUUGUUGAAAGCACACUCCCGCAAGUACUGCAACUAGAAUCGGAAGCCUUGGUUUGGGGAAAUCCCGACAUGGCGUCCAGUUGGAAGCCUGAACUUAGCAGGCUGAAGAUGGUACUCCGCUCAGUUAUGGCUGAGCGGCUUAAAGACUUUGAGGAGCGUCAAGAAUUCUCAAAGCGUAACCAGGCAGGCAAAUAG
Colletotrichum higginsianum IMI 349063 is the source of this 4650-nucleotide messenger RNA. RefSeq names its product Zinc finger protein. NCBI's taxonomy places the organism in Eukaryota, Fungi, Ascomycota, Sordariomycetes, Glomerellales, Glomerellaceae. The transcript is spliced from 7 exons. The record is from RefSeq and is a predicted model, not a curated record. Bases 1 to 4650 code for a protein of 1549 amino acids.